Molecule: messenger RNA, 7664 nt
Organism: Grus americana (Whooping crane)
Lineage: Eukaryota; Metazoa; Chordata; Aves; Gruiformes; Gruidae
Gene: NHSL1
Product: NHS like 1
Exons: 9
Coding region: 532-4971 (1479 amino acids)
Biological process (GO): cell differentiation
Source: RefSeq, a predicted model, not a curated record
UCGCUAAGGGAGAGGAGGGCAGCCAGAACGAGGAGGCACAAGUGUGGUCAGUCUGUCGUCCCUCCCGAACUGUGCCACGCUGGGGCGUGAUCUCUGCCUGGAGUGUUUUUGAGGAGCCAGAAGAGAGGACUGAAUUGCAUGCACGCUCCAGGAGCGAUGCCAGGGAGAAGAGUGGAGCUACAGUUUUUGCUGUUGAGUGGAGAAUGGGGAAAACACGUGCCUUAGUACUACAUUCUGCUCAGCCGUUACAUGCUUGUCUGAGCUGCUGCAAGGUGCCACUUUCUGCUGCUUUUCUCCCCUUUGUUUUCUUUGGCAGCUCCCUAAGCGCUGUAUCAAAACAGCUUCAGGGGAGCUGCGCUGGCACGGUGACCUACCUCCAUACUGGUGCUGGUUUAAAUGCAGCGAGAAGAAACCUGGACGGAAGUCGCACUGAAAUUGUUUAGCCUUCCACACAAACCGCUGAGAAAGGGGACAGGAACAAUUUCAGAAAGGUCUGUUUGGAACCGAGGCCAGUAGCUGGCUUGAAAGAAAAUGAAAAAGGAGUGUGUUUCGAGAUCUUUCAAACUCAAACAAAACCCAGGCUCCCUCUCGCGUGCUGUAAGCUGGAUAAAUUUCUCCUCCUUGUCAAGGCAGACAAAGAGGCUGUUUCGCAGCGAUGGUGAGCUCUCCUCCAUGUGCGUGCAGCAGGUAGACGAGGAUGACGAGAACUGGACCUACAGGAGCCAGCAGAGAAAAGCUGUUUCCAACUUAGAUGAAGAGAGUAGAUGGACCGUGCACUACACUGCUCCGUGGCACCAGCAGGAAAAUGUGUUCCUGCCCUCCUCAAGACCACCUUGUGUGGAGGACCUGCACCGACAAGCGAAGCUGAACCUCAAGUCAGUACUGAGAGAGUGUGACAAGCUGCGGCGGGAUGGGUACCGGAGCUCGCAGUAUUACUCUCAGGGCCCCACCUUCUCCUCAUCCUCCAGUGCAAUCUGUGGAAGUUACCAGGAUGAUUAUGAAGAAAUUGAACAAAAGUGUCCUGUCUCUUCCCCAGAGGAAGAAAAGCUUAUUACCAUCAAAAGGCCUAAAACUCCAGUUUCAAAUGAGUUAUCAGAUAUCAACACCCAAACCAACUGGACCAAGUCGCUCCCACUGCCAACGCCAGAAGAGAAAAUGCGACAACAAGCACAGGCAGUCCAAACAGAUGUGGUUCCUAUUAAUGUGACUGGGGAGAAUUUCGACCGCCAAGCCAGCAUUCGGCGGUCUCUAAUUUACACAGACACGGUGGUAAGACGGCCGAAGAAAGUCAAAAGGAGAAAGACUAUUACAGGAAUCCCUGACAACAUACAAAAGGAGCUAGCAGUUGGCACUGGCCAAAGUGAUUUCCGAGGGCAUUCGAUGUAUGUCCCAGAUCACUGUUCCACGCUAGGGAGACUAGACAGCUAUCGCUCUGCUAUGCAGCGCUCUGAAACCAAGGACACCAGCUGCCAGACGGAGGAAGUUAAAGUUGUGCCCCCUUCAAUGAGAAGAAUACGAGCGCAGAAAGGACAAGGCAUCGCAGCCCAGAUGUCUCAGUUCUCCAGCUCAUCUGGAAACAUGUCAGUGAUGAGUGAUUCUGCUGCAAUUAUAUUUGCUUCUCGCCAAAAUAGUGACAUAGGUUUUCACAGCUUGCCUCGGGCUGGUGUGAGAGUGUCUCUGCAGUCCCUAGAGCAGACACAGAGCAUCUCUAGGCAGACAGAAGACAUCGCUGGCACUUUACCCCACCAGAUAAGUAAAAUGGAAGUGGGUGAUAGUGUUGUGCAUCUGAGGAAUAAUUCCAUGACAGGGACCCUGUCGAGGCCAAAGUCUCAAGAGGUGAGAAGCUAUGAUAGCGAAAAGUCCGCAAGCCCAGCGUGUGUGGUCUCUCCUCAUGCCACCUACUCAACGAGCAUCAUACCCAACGCAACACUGUCAUCCUCUUCAGAAGUUAUCGUUAUUCACACUGCCCAGAGUGUUGGAUCAUCGGACAGUAAAAUUACCAGCUCCGCUGCCUACCCGAAGCCAAGAGACAAUCCUGUUACCAGCAGUGCAGUAAGUGGGAAAGAAGAUCACCAUUCAUCAAGUGGUAACUGGAGCGAGAGCAGCUCCACACGUCACUCUCAGACUUCAGAUACCAUCCCAUCUAAUACUGUCAUGAUGCUUUCUCUCGGUGACUCUGCUGUCUCUCUUAGCACUCCUGGAAACGCGGAGGCUGGGUCUCAGAGCAUGAGCUACAGCUGUAGGAACAAUCUUGCUUUACCAAACCCUUCCCAGGACAGCGAUGGUAGGAGUGAAUCUAGCUAUUCAGGGGAACGAGCACAAGCAGCAGUGAACAGCACAGAGCAUUGGUUGUACAAGUCUGCAGAAAACAGUGAGACUCCCUCACGCAAGGUGGUUUGUACCACACCAGGCUGUGCCACUCCUGGUAGCAACCAGAGCAGCAGCAGCCUGGAGAGGACUUCGGUCAGGGACAAUUCUACUUCUCUGUAUUCUGUGGACCACGAUGGUUAUUACAGUGCCAUGCAUAUGGACUCCGGACUGAAGUCAGACAUGCCAUGCAAUAGUAGUAAUGGUAUUGGGAACCCCAGAGACAGUGUGAUAAAUGUCUUUGAAGGAAAGGAGAAGAAACAUCAGGAUGACCAGACAGGUCAAGGUGACAAAUCCCUUGCAAGAAACAUCUCUCUGAAAAAGGCAAAGAAGCCGCCUUUGCCGCCAUCCAGAACAGACUCCCUCAGAAGGAUGCCCAAGAAAAAAGCCCAGUCCAAUGGACAGGUACUUGAUGAAACCCUCAUUGCCACUCUCCAGCAUUCUCUGCAGUUGAAUCUCAAGUGCAAAAAUGGCAGCUCCCCUUCCCAGAGCCCCUGUAGUGAUUAUGAGGAUCCCUGGGUGCUGCGCUCCCGCAGCCAAAGCUCGGUCAGUGCAAGCAGCAGCAUGAUGUCCACCACUGCUCCAAACCUGUACUCCAUCUGCACAGUCACUCCCUCUCAGAGUGAAACAAGUAGCAUCAAGUCGGAGUACGCUGACCAGUGGGGUUACUACAGCGACUAUGCCGCAGUGGCAGACGACCAGGUAAAAUCCCCAGUGACCCAUUCUGCCAGUACAUCAUCUGCUCUCAGCGAUUACAGCAUCAGCCACUUCAGUGACGGCUCAAGGGCUUCUGUGCCACAAGUGCCCAGUGGACUGGCCAAACCAAAGAGCACUUCUCCGGAGAAAUCCCACCGAGUCACAUCGCCAUCGAGUGGGUACUCCAGCCAGUCCAAUACACCCACUGCGCUUACUCCAGUGCCUGUAGUUUUAAAAUCUGCAUCAUCAGGAAAUGGGAAAUCCAAGCUGAAGCCUAAAGUGCCUGAAAGGAAAUCCUCUCUUCUGUCUUCAGUGUCCAUGUCUUCAUCUUCCACUUCUCUUUCUUCAAAUACAUCUACUGAAGGGAGUGUGAGUGUGAAAAAAUUGGACCCCACCCUGAGCUCUCCUCUGGAUUUUGGUGCACCUCCUCCACCACCUCCUCUUCCAACACCUCCGCAUUGCCCCGACCUUUCUCCUCCCCCUCCUCCUCCUCCAGCAGAAGUCACGGAUAUGUCACCAUUGCCAGCCUCUCCCAUAUUUCCCCCUCCUCCGCCAGAAGCUGAUGUAAAUUCUUCCUUUGCCCAGACUGUCCCAUGGUUUCCCCAAGAAGCCUCCAUCAGUUCGUUCUCUUCCCCUGUUCCUCCUCCUCCUACUUGCCCCUUAGCCGUCCCGCCACCAGCACCACCUCUUGAUCCCAAACUAACAAAAGGUGCAACAAUAUGCCCUCAGUAUUCUUUUAAGAAACGUAACCAGGAAGAUUCUUGCUACAGUCCAGUGAAACAGCCAUUCAACAAGCAAGAUGCAUCAAGACCUGUGAUGCCCUUAGUAACUACCAAAGCGUUGCAAAUGGUGCAGCUGAGGUCUGUGAAAAAAAUGACAGAAGGUGAACCGUCACCUGAAUCUGCUUCUGAAACCACCUCUCAGGAAAAAGGUACUGUAAAUUCAUCAUCACAGUCUUCCCUAAAGCCAUCUCUCUCACUAAGACUCAGUAACAGCUUAGGAGAAGAGGAAAUGAAAACUCAAGGCACUUCAUUUAAUAACUCAGUUCAAACACUAGCUCGGGGUUCUCCUCUCAUUCUUUCCGAUAAUGUACCUGCGCUUGACAGCGAUCAAAAGCCUGCAAGUGCAGUAGGGCUAAACAAGUCUUUCGAAGCUGAUGCGCUGGGGACAGCUACUGAAGACACACUUGAGUCUUCAGUGCAGAGCGAAGACCUCCAUUCUGGUAUGUCACUUCAGGGGUCACCAGCAUCUCCCGACAAGGCUCAGGUUGUAUUGCCAAGCAAGAAACCGCCUCCUAUUUCAAAGAAACCCAAACUGUUCCUUGUUGUACCACCUCCACAGUUAGAUCCUACCGUGGAGAAAAUAGCUGAAGUGAGCGAUACUGUCAGAAGCACAUCAAGCCCAACUAAGAGAGACGCUGUGCUUGCACACUGCGAGGAGGCGAGAAAUUGUCUUACAGAUGGACUCAGUUCUAGCGAGAUGGACUCUGGCAGCCUGGUUCCUGAGGGAGGAGCUGCCGGAUUCACCUUCUCUGAGACAGCGGGAGCUAAUGCCUUUGUGGUACAGCCUGCUGCAUCACCAGUUCAAGAAGAACCCAGGCAGGAGGAGCAGUCCGCUUUUGAUGAAGGAAGCAGUUCGGGCAGCAGCCAAGACAGCGGCAGUAACGCUGACGGGCACCUAUCUCAGGAGAACGAAAGCGUGGAGGUGUUUGAAUCGGAUACAGCAAAUAGUUUGUUCCUGCCGAGCAAUAGUUAUGGGGAAGAGACGGACGGAGUGGCAACACCAGCAAGACCAAGGACUACUGAGGAUCUUUUUGCAGCCAUUCACAGUUUGGGACAGAGGCUCAACGCUAAUGCUUCAUGGCAAGCGUGGCUGAAACUGAUCCAAAAGGAAAGUCCUUGGCCGUAAAGAUUCUGAAGACGACCGUACCCGCAACCAUUCUCCAUCACCCCCCGUAACUCCCACUGGUGCUUCCCCAACCUUAGCUACCCUCAAACAAGCUGGAUCGAUUCAGAGAAGCGUUCGCAAGAGCAGCACCAGCAACGACAACUUCAAAGCCCUGCUGCUGAAGAAAGGGAGCCGCUGCGACACCAGUUCCCGCAUGUCCGCAGCAGAGAUGUUGAAGAACACAGACCCGCGGUUCCACCGGCCAAAGACGGAUGCCUCCCCUGACCUUCCCGACAGCCCUGCCAGCUGCUCGCCCAGCAAGAGCAAACGGGCCCAGGAAGAGUGGGCCAAGAGCGAGGGCCUGAUGCCAAGGAGCAUGUCCUUCUCUGGCACCAGGUAUGGCCGGUCACGAACGCCCCCCUCUGCUGCCAGCAGCAAGUACAACGUCCGCAACCGCAUCCAGAGCAGCCCCAUGACCGUCAUUAGUGAAGGAGAUGGGGAAGUGGUGGAACAGUCAGAGGUCAGGGUCCGAAGGACUUUGGAAGAGCAGCAAGAGAGGCAGCUCGAUAUGUUUAACAGUGAUGAAAUGGACAUGAAUGACUUUCCAUAUGCUGAGGAGGCAGGCUGCAAGGAGACCUUGGAUCCAACCCAUCUAGACUUAAUGACUCAACCAGGUACUUCAAGGAAAUAUCUGAGCCCUUCAGUUGAAGAAAGUUAAAAGGCAGUGACAAAAGGCGUUGGAUAUUAGUCUAGAAAAUGACAGAGGACUAGAUUCCAGAGGAGAGCCCAGACCAGGACAAGUUUACUUUGCUGAGCAUUUAUUCCAUGAACUGCAUGUGUGUGUUUAAAUGCUAAAGCAAUGCUAGUUCUGCAUGGUUGGGUUGGGGUGGGGAGGACUUGCUUUGAAUGAGUGGUCUGUGGCUUAAAGAAAGUUAACAGUUGAAUUUUUUGUGUAAAGCCUUAGAAGUCCUCUUGGGGGAGGGGAGGGGGGAAUUUUUCUCAGAGCCUGUAGGGGUGUGAAGUUUUUCUUUUUCUUGAGACUGCAAUUGUGCAAGGAAAAUUUAGGAAGAAGCCUGAAAAAGAGGAAUGGGAAGGCUCCUGUGGUACAAGCUGGACAUCUGCUUCAAAAGCAUUGUAGUGGUCAGCGUAGUGCAUUCGUUAAGCAGAGAGAGGCAGGAUGAGACACAUUCACCUAUGAGAAGGUAGUAGGGUUGGUGCUGAGGUUAUGACUGGGGUAUGCCCCAGUGUUCGAUGAAGCGUGUCCUGCUAAAGCAAUUACGUCACCAGGUUAUGAAUUGGUCCAGGGUACUUUUUUUUUUUCCUGAGGGAAAAUGAAAUACGUAGUUAACGUGGAAAAGGGAGCCAAGUUUUCUAACACACUACUAGCUGCUAUGCAGCCACACGCGUACGCUUGGUGAAAUACUCAUUUCCAAGUGAAUUGCUUCCUUGACUAGAGUAUUCCCUUAGAGAACUGGAACAACUGGAUGUGUGCGGAGGAUUCGAGCAGACAGCAGAAGAGUGGGAGAGAAGUUAAGCGGUGUACUGCCAGAGCGAGGAAGGGUUACGUUUCUGAAUUGGAAAGCAAAAUUUGCCUUUGAGAACUUGCACUACAGAGCUGUAGGUGGAGCCUGUCUUUCAAAACUGAAACUUGGGAGUUGUGUUUUGCCAGAAGUCUUUCUUCCAUUUGUCAAAAUGGGAAGAUUAUUACUUUUCAUCACUUGAAAUACAGAUACUUGCUAACUUUUGGUUACCAAAGAAUAAGUUACAGUUACUUUCCUUUUUGAUUUGCCUGCAGUAUUUCUCUCUUUUUUAACCUUCAUAAUUUAGUGAGGUUCGUCUUUAUUGUAUAUUUUACAGAUAAUAAAAACAUUUAACAGUUUUCCAAUUGUAAAGAAGACCAUUAAUUAAAACUGAAAUAUUGGCUGGAGUUUUUGGUUCUUAGUAGGAAUUUUGCAUCAUUUGAUGGCGUGCGCAGUUUUUGUAUUGUUUGUAAAUAUUGAAAGUUGUUAAAAUAUCUUUUGAUCUCCCUACCGUAGAAUUUAUACAUUUUUAGAUUGCUUUCAAGAAGAAAAAGCACUCUUUGUAGAUUAUUUAUUUUAGAGAAAUAUGCUUGUAAUCUCUUUCUUCAAUCCUUUACUUGUUAGUAAUGUAAAUUUCAGGGGCCUUUGUUUAACUCUUCCCUUCACAAGAGGGGAAUAGUGAUGAAAAUGCUGUGACUUUGCUUCAAUAAAGAAAAAGGCUGCCAGUUGCCAUAUUGUCUUUUGAGUUGAUUACAAUCUCCUUCAAAAGAUGUGUCCCGCAGUGUAUGGCAGCCAACUGAAUGCCAUAAACCGUGCAUCCAGCUACUAAUCUCCAGUUUUCAUUCACUGUAGAGGCAACUAAAGCAUACUUACAUAUCCAUCCCAUUUUGGCAUCUCAAUGCUGAGACUAAAAAACCUGAAAUAAUCCUAAGCUUUUUGCAGUAUCAUUUGUGAGUGUUUCUACUGCUUCUCUCUUACUUGCAACCUGUCCCAGAAAACUAAAAUUCUUGGAGAACCAGAUUAUAAGCAGUGUGAGUGAGAAGUGAAGUGGAGAAGGUGAAUCCAGCUGCGCUCACUGGAAUGAAGGUGGGAUUAAGUGGUGCACAGCAAACUUUCUACCAUUUUUGCAUGCUAAAUAUAUUUAAAGAACUAUUGGAUUUUUUUAAUUAAAUGAAAAUGUAAUUGGAUAAAGUA